AUGGAAGAAGCUUAUGCUUCAACAAUGGAAGAAGUGGUUGUUGUACCUGAAUGUUCUUCACAUUUGAAGCCAGCGGUUGGGCAGAAGUUCAAAUCACUAGAUUUUUGUUUUGCGUUCUACGAUGUGUAUGCCCGUGCUGUUGGUUUUGAUACGCGCAAAUCACAAAUGAGGAAAACCGAUGGUGUUAUUACUUGGUAUAAUGUUGUAUGCAAUAGGGAAGGCAACAAGAGGUCGAGCGAGGAUGACCAAGCGAAUGCACGGUCUGGAGUUUCAGGUUAUAUUAUCGAGGAGUUCAACGAGGUUCAUAACCAUUAUAUGGUUGAGACACAACAUCAGCGGUUUAUGACAAUUAAUCGAAAGUUGGACGACCUCGUUGGUUUCAAUGUUGGGGAUAUAAGGAAUGCUUCACGUGACAUCAAAGCAUACGCACAUGGUAUUGACGUACAAAUGGUUUUGGAUGAUAUGGCUAAGAAGAAGGAGAUGUCCGAGGCAUUCACAUAUGAGUACGAGGUUAAUUCUAGUAACCAGUUGGUUGCUCUGUUCUGGUGUGAUGGUUUGAUGAAGAGGAAUUACCACAUGUUCGGUGAUAUUGUGGCUUUGGACACCACCUACAACACCAAUAGGUAUUGUAUGAUCUUCGCGCCAUUUACGGGAAAGGACAAUCAUGGACGACCAGUAACUUUCGUUGCUGGUUUGGUAAGCAACGAGAAGAAAAACGCUUAUGCAUGGUUGUUUAGACAUUUUGUCCAAUGUAUGAGGGUUGCUCCGAAGAUGAUCAUUACAGAUCAAGAUUUGGGGAUGAGAUCAACUAUUGAAGAGAUUCUUGUCGGGACUCGCCACAGAUGGUGUAUAUGGCAUAUCAUGCAUAAGUUAGCCAAUAAAGUUCCUGGUCGGUUAUUGAGGGACGAAGAUUUCAAGAAAGAGUUCAAUGCAUGUGUCUGGUCGGACCUGCUUGAACCCGACGAGUUUGAAGAAGAGUGGAAUGGAGUAGUUGAGCGUUAUGGCCUGGAAGAACACAGUUGGUUCAAGACGUUGUACGAGUAUAGGCAAUUAUAG
Messenger RNA from Salvia hispanica, 1056 nucleotides. The record is from RefSeq and is a predicted model, not a curated record. NCBI's taxonomy places the organism in Eukaryota, Viridiplantae, Streptophyta, Magnoliopsida, Lamiales, Lamiaceae.